ACCAGAAAAUAAGAAGGAAAAAAGCCUCCCAUUUGGUCUCAAGGCUCACUGCAAGAAAGAAAGAAUUCUAAUUCCAAUACCAAUUCGAAUAGAGAUCAUAUAUGGACGAAGAAACCCUAAACCCCCUUACUUCUGAAGAAGGCAACAAUGGCGAUCAAACCAUGCCAGACCUCCUCCCUGACCAAGACCUUAGCUCCUCCGAUUUCGAUUCAGACUCUGACUCUGGCUCUGAAAACGGCGACGACCAAGCCCACCAAAACCUCCAACUCCAAACCCUAGAAGCCGAGCUGUCUGCCAAUCCUGGCAACUACGAUACUCAUGUCCAAUACAUAAAGAUUCUGAGGCAAAUGGCUGACAUUGAAAAGCUGAGGCUGGCAAGGGAAGCUAUGAAUCAGCUGUUUCCGUUAACCCCUUCUAUGUGGCAGGAUUGGGCUAAGGACGAAGCUUCUCUUUCCACUGGGUCUGAUGCUUUUUGUGCUAUUGAAAAGCUUUACGAGCGAGGAGUCUUUGAAUAUCUGUCCAUCUCUCUUUGGUGUGACUACUUAGAUUUUGUUAAAGAAAAUGAUCCCUCAGUAAGAGAUUGUUCACCUGCUGGUAUUUCGAAGGCAAGAGAUCUAUUUGAACGUGCUCUUACUGCAGCUGGUUUGCAUGUUUCUGAAGGCAAUAAACUAUGGGAAGCCUAUCGGUCGUUUGAGCAAGCUAUAUUUCAUACUAUUGACGAGAAAGACAAUCAGGCAAGAGAAAAGCAAAUUCAGCGUGUCCGCUCUUUAUUCCACCGUCAGUUGUCAGUCCCCCAUGUUAAUAUGAGGUCAACACUUUUGGAUUACAAGGCAUGGGAGGUGGAACGAGGAAACAUUCUUGAUGCUGGCUUCAGUGACCUGGAUGGAAUUUCAUUCCAGGUUGCCUCAGCGUAUAAAAAGGCACUGGAAAUGUAUGAUGCUCGCGUUCAUCUUGAAGAACAGAUUUGUCUGCAGGAUAUGUCAGACUCAGAAAGACUUCAAAAUUUCAUGUUUCUGGAAAGAAUAAAUUAUUCUUUUCUGCAGAAGUACUUGAGAUUUGAACAGUCUUCUGGAGAUCCAGCCCGGGUCCAAACGUUGUAUGAACGUGCUAUUACGGCCUUUCCUAUAUCCAGUUAUCUCUGGCUUGAUUAUACUCGUUAUUUGGACAAAACAUUGAAGGUUGGCAAUGUUAUAACCAACGUUUAUUCCAGGGCUGUAAUGAAUUGCCCCUGUGUUGGAGAGCUUUGGGUCCGAUAUAUGCUUUCCUUGGAGCGUGGUCAUGCUUCUGAGAAAGAGAUUGCCUCUGUCUUUGAGAAGUCUCUGCUAUGCACUUUAACCCUUGAUGAGUACCUAGAUUUGUACCUCACCCGCGUAGAUGGCUUAAGAAGAAGAAUAUCAUGCGCUGUUGAAGGAGAGCAUGGCUUGGAGUAUUCAUUAAUCAGGGAAACCUUUCAGAAUGCAUCAGAUUACUUGUCAGCAUACCUGAAGAACACGGAUGGCUUGCUACGUUUGCAUGCUUAUUGGGCCCGUUUAGAGCUAAAUCUACAUAAGGACCAACUGGCAGCUCGUGGAGUUUGGGAGACUUUACUUAAGCUCUGUGGUUCAAUGCUGGAAGCCUGGCAAGGUUAUAUAGCAAUGGAAACUGAAUUGGGUCAUGUUAAUGAAGCUCGGGCCCUAUAUAGGAGAUGUUACAGUAAAAGAUUUCCCGGAACUGGUUCAGAGGACAUCUGCCACUCGUGGUUACGUUUUGAGAGGGAGUUUGGUUCGUUGGAUGAUCUUGACCAUGCAGUACAGAAGGUCACUCCUCGUCUGGAAGAGCUAGAAUUAUUCAGGUCACAACAAGAAUCCAAAUUGAUAGAAGAGUCUCCUUUGAAGAAGAAUGCUCGUGAUAAGAGAAAGCAAGUUUCUGACAUACCUAAUGAACAGCAUCCAGCAAAGAGGCAAAAAGAUGCGGCCCAAAAGCCAAAGAAAGCACAUGGGAAGGAUUCUGAGGCGGUGAACUCAGUUGAACAAACUAACGUGGAAAAGAUCAAGGCCACGGGUGACCAACCAGACACAGAAAAUGAGCAACAAAUGAAGGAGCGUGUUCCGGAGAAAAGAAAAGUAUAUGCUGACCAGUGUACUGUUUUUGUUUCAAAUAUUAACCUUAAGGCAAAUGAUGAACAUCUGCGUCAAUUCUUCAGUGAUGUUGGGGGAGUGGUUGCUGUAAGAAUACUACAUGACAAGUUCACUGGAAAGUCCAGGGGAUUGGCAUAUGUGGAUUUCUCAGAUGAUGCCCACCUCGUUGCAGCUGUUGCAAAAAAUAAGCAGAUGCUCCUUGGGAAGAAGCUGAGCAUUACACGAUCAGAUCCAAAGCAUGGGAAGAAGGAACAUGCCAGGGGAGCUGAGUCUAAUGAUUCUGCUGAGGCCUCCAAUGCACCUAGAGCACGUCAAGGACAGCAGUCUACUUAUAACCGAGGAAGUGAUAAUGUACAGCUGAAGGGUAGGAACACAUUUGCAACUCCCAGGAAUAUCCUUGCACUUGGUCGUAGUACAAAUAAACCAACUACUGAGAAACAGGAUGAUGAAAAGCCAAAAUCCAAUGACGAGUUCAGAAACAUGUUCCUCAAAGGUUAGGGCUUUCUUGCUGGGUUCUGUAACUUUACUGCAAAGUACUAGCAACUUCCUCUUUUUGGAGACAAAUCAAACACCUGUGUUCUGAAUCGCCAACCUUGGCCAUGCUAUGAGUAGGAUAUAAUUGGGGGGACAGCCCUCUUUUGCUGAAUUCGGUAUAAAUGAAUUGAAUCUGUUACCUGUUACAGAAUGUAAUUAAGGUUUAGUUUUCCUAAUACAACGUCUGUUCAUGAGAUGGUUCCGGCCAUCUGUUUUA
Messenger RNA from Pyrus x bretschneideri (Chinese white pear), 2868 nucleotides. RefSeq names its product squamous cell carcinoma antigen recognized by T-cells 3. Bases 102 to 2615 code for a protein of 837 amino acids. The transcript is spliced from 16 exons. Gene Ontology annotation, cellular component: nucleus. Gene Ontology annotation, biological process: RNA processing. Gene Ontology annotation, molecular function: protein binding; RNA binding. Lineage: Eukaryota; Viridiplantae; Streptophyta; Magnoliopsida; Rosales; Rosaceae. The record is from RefSeq and is a predicted model, not a curated record.